Carassius gibelio (silver crucian carp) is the source of this 1430-nucleotide messenger RNA. Its product is annotated as C-C chemokine receptor type 5. Gene Ontology annotation, molecular function: chemokine receptor activity. The transcript is spliced from 3 exons. The record is from RefSeq and is a predicted model, not a curated record. NCBI's taxonomy places the organism in Eukaryota, Metazoa, Chordata, Actinopteri, Cypriniformes, Cyprinidae. The coding region runs from base 321 to 1415 and encodes 364 amino acids. Gene Ontology annotation, biological process: G protein-coupled receptor signaling pathway; chemotaxis; immune response. Gene Ontology annotation, cellular component: membrane.
GCGGUCAGUCUCUAAUGAAAAACACAGAAGCUUGAUAGUUCUAGUCGAAACACAAAAAAACUCCCAAGGGGAAAAACUGGAACAAAAAAAAACUUCCACUUGUUCAAAAAAUAGAAAAGCAAAAACACAGACCGCCCAGGUGGUAUCAGUACGGUGGACAGCUCCGCAGCAGCACAGUAGAGAGAGAACGGCAGAUCCAUUGAGGAGCAACGACAAUUCUUCUAGACUCUCACUCCUCCCCACGCCGUAGGAACACGGGCACAGACAACCUCGAGAGCACUUAAUUCCUGAGCAAAACUAUUGCACUGUCUCCAUAAAAGAUGGUAACCAGUGGUCCUCUCGACCAACAUUAUAUGAUAUCCAGCACAAAUGGGGCAGUGGAUGAUGAGCCAGAUACUGUUACAACAUCUAAAUAUUAUGACUACUAUGAUUAUGAUCCAGCAGUCAUCUGUGUUUAUGGAGAUCAUGGAGCUAGAAUUCUUCCCACUUUAUACUCCCUUUAUUUUGUGGUGGGCUUUCUGGCUAACAUGCUGGUGGUCUGGGUUGUCUGCAUGGCUGCGAAGCUGAGAAGCAUGACUGACAUCUGUCUCCUGAACCUGGCUUUAGCUGACCUGCUCCUGCUGUCCUCUUUCCCCUUUCUUGCACACUAUAUUAGAGACCAGUGGAUCUUUGGAGAUGUAAUGUGCACUGCGGUCCUCAGUGUCUACUACAUUGGAUUUUACAGUGUGAUAUUCUUCACUGUACUGAUGAGUAUUAAUCAAUACAUUGCUAUAGUUCAUGAUGUGCUUGCAAGGACAUAUGGAAUCUUAGCCAGUGUAGUCAUAUGGAUUAUUGCUGUUUCUGCAUCUUUUCCUGAGGUGAUGCACUUCAAAACCAACAAUUUCAAUCAACAAAUCGUUUGUGGUUUGUUUAAUCCAACAGGUGAUCAAAAUUUGUACUUUUCUUUGAAUAUUUUUAGUAUCUUUAAAAUGAAUCUCAUAGGUUUAGUUAUCCCUCUUUUCAUAAUUGGAUUUUUUUACUCAUUGAUUUUGAAGAGACCCCUGACAGCCCGUUCUUCCAGAAAGCAAAACAUGUGCUAUGUCAUCAUUGUGUUGGUGGUGUUCUUCUGCUGUUAUGCUCCAUAUAACAUUGCUGCUUUUGUGAAAGUCUUAGAGAUGAAAGAAAUCAUAUCUAAUUCCUGUGACUUGAGUAAAGCAAUCAAUCUAAGUCUGCAGAUCACAGAAGCUUUGACCAACUCACACACCUGCAUCAAUCCCAUUCUCUUUGUGUUUGUGCAAGAGAAAUAUAGGAAACAUCUUGUCAGUCUCCUCUAUAAGACACCUUGUGGUAGACUGCAUUUUAUGAAUGAUAACCCUACACAGGCCACAGAAUCAGUGUACUUACAGAACACUGAGAGGCCUGGUACAGUAGUGUAAAUGGAGGACUUGAGA